AAGCUGCGGGCGGUCACGUUUCCGACGGUUCAACGCAACAAAACCGAAGGUUCCGAAGGUCUGGGGCCGUCUUCCAUUUCCUCGCAAGUCGGAAGGGGCAGGGAAAGGUAGAGAGAGAAGGAGAGAUGAGGAAGUUCGAUCCGUGGCCGGUAUUCUUCAGGAGGGAGUUUAACCGCAACUGGCCUUUCCUCGUCGGCUUCGCCAUCACCGGCGCCUUCAUCGUCAAGCUCACUGCCGGCCUCACUGAGGAGGACGCCAAGAACUCUCGCUUCGUUCAGGAGCACAACAGGUGAACAUUUGCUGAUUUGGUGGCUGAUUUGAGCUUCUUUCCAUGAUGAGGCUGGCCAAUUUCCUUGAUGUUUUGCAUAAAAAUUAAACAUGGUCUAAGUGCUUUGUUUUGAAAACUUCUUAGUAUUUUUGAAUUGAGAAUAAAAGACUGAUGCCUGGUAUAUGGACCCGCUCCUUGAAGAUUUUUAUUGUUAGUCCAGAGUUUUAAAACUACUAUUUAGUUUAACAGUCAUCUGUGCGUGUGUUUGUCUUGUAACAAAGUGGCUUAGGUCUCCUUUAUCUAUGGAGAUUUACCUAUCAUAUUAUUGGCAUGCUAAUGCUCUUGGCUGA
Elaeis guineensis (African oil palm) is the source of this 618-nucleotide messenger RNA. RefSeq names its product ATP synthase small subunit 6-A, mitochondrial. The record is from RefSeq and is a predicted model, not a curated record. NCBI's taxonomy places the organism in Eukaryota, Viridiplantae, Streptophyta, Magnoliopsida, Arecales, Arecaceae.